Messenger RNA from Morchella importuna, 420 nucleotides. RefSeq lists its product as uncharacterized. The record is from RefSeq and is a predicted model, not a curated record. Lineage: Eukaryota; Fungi; Ascomycota; Pezizomycetes; Pezizales; Morchellaceae. The transcript has a single exon. Bases 1 to 420 code for a protein of 139 amino acids.
AUGCAGCCCACCAACACCCAACACACCCACAUCAUGAAUCCCCAACUCCGCAUCACCACCACCCUCCCCGCCCCCACCACCGCACCUCCCCGCCCCACCCCGCUCGCCACCGCCCGCCUCGCCGUCUUGCACUUCUGCCAAUCCUUCCACGACCUCAAGACCCGUCAUUUCGCUUUCCGAGCCCAUCUCCAAGAGCGUCUCAACUACAAUAUCUCCUUCCACCACUACUGCGUCGUUGAGCAGCUGUACAGCGAGGACGUGCUCGGCCAGAUGCACGCCAACAACGUGACGCUGUUUCGGAACUUUGCGGAGAUGCGGCGCAUGUGGGAGGUGAGGGAGAGGAACCUCUUGGAGAGGUUGGCGGUACUUGAGAGGGCGGUGUGGAGGUUGGAGAUUGAGGGUUUGCAGAUGAGGGACUAG